Molecule: messenger RNA, 1779 nt
Organism: Penicillium waksmanii
Lineage: Eukaryota; Fungi; Ascomycota; Eurotiomycetes; Eurotiales; Aspergillaceae
Product: FAD-binding oxidoreductase
Exons: 8
Coding region: 1-1779 (592 amino acids)
Biological process (GO): lactate catabolic process
Cellular component (GO): mitochondrion
Molecular function (GO): D-lactate dehydrogenase (NAD+) activity; FAD binding; D-lactate dehydrogenase (cytochrome) activity
Source: RefSeq, a predicted model, not a curated record
AUGAGUCCGAAAAGCGUAUCCCCGACGCCGCUCCUUUCCGAAAAGUACAACGGAAUCCCAGCUAGGCUGUUUGACAAGGCCCAAGAAACAAAAUCUGCGAUCUUCGAUAUAUCCACCAAAUCCGAAAACAGUAGGACGAAAGUGGCCCUCCCGCAAGGCAUCAAUCAAGUCACCUUUCGUACCGCAAUUGCAGAACUCCGCGAUCGACUAGGAGAAGAACAUGUAGAAUUUGUGACAAAACUAGAUGAUGGAUGGUAUAUGGAAAACCCAAAUACCCACGAUGGAAUGCAUAUCUCUGAAGAAAGUGACUUCGUCGCAUCCGUGGUAGUUUACCCCAGCAGCACCGAGGAAGUCCAAACAAUCGUGCAAUGGGCGAACAGCUAUCGCAUCCCCAUUUCCCCGAUCUCAAUCGGUCGAAACUACGGCUACGGAGGCGCAGCCCCACGCGUCCGCGGGGCAGUCGUACUCGAUCUCGGUCGGCGAAUGAAUCGAAUCCUCGACAUCAACCCGGACGACUGCACCUGUCUUGUCGAACCGGGCGUGACCUACUUCGCUCUAUAUGAAGAGAUCCAAGCGCGGGGUUUCCAGCACCUUUGGGUAGACGUCCCCGAUAUUGGAGGCGGGUCGGUCUUGGGAAAUGCACUUGAUCGUGGAGUCGGGUAUACUCCUUAUGGAGACCACUGGAUGAUGCAUUGUGGGAUGGAGGUUGUGCUUCCAACUGGUGAGGUUAUUAGGACUGGCAUGGGUGCUUUGCCGGGGAAUAAUAGCUGGCAGCUUUUCCCUUACGGCUUUGGUCCUACUGCUGACGGAUUGUUCUCUCAAUCGAAUAUGGGAGUCGUGACGAAGAUGGGAUUUGGAUUGAUGCCCAAUCCUGGUGAUCAUGAGAGCUAUCUUUAUACAUUCCAACGAGAAGAGGAUCUCAGCCAAUUGAUUGACAUAAUCCGACCUCUUAGAAUCGCCAUGAUUCUGGAGAAUGUUGCACAGCUCCGCCACAUUAGUAUGCAAAUUGGACUAGAGGGAAGACCCCGAAGCUUCUAUUACAACGGGAAAGGGCGUGUCCCAGACUCAUUCAUCCACGAAGCUGCGCAGAAACUCGCCCACGGCGACUGUACCUGGUUAUACUACGGCAUGGCCUAUGGACCCAAAGAAAUCCGGCAGUACAAACUCGACAUAAUCCACAAGGAAUUCAUGAAAAUCCCCGGCGCCAGACGAAUCGACCCUUCCACUCUGCCCGCAGAUAACUAUUUCUGGGUUCGCGACCGGAUUGCCUCCGGCGUACCGGAUAUCGAAGAGCUACGCUGGGUGAACUGGCACCCCAAUGGAGGACACGUUGCCUUCAGCCCUGUAUCCCCCGUCCGCGGGAACGACGCGACGGCACUAUGGGACAUUGCGCAGCAGCGAUGCGAAGAGUAUAACCUGAGACCUCUUUCCCACCUUUGUCAGAUUGUGUUCAACCGCGACGAUCCGGUCAUGCGAGAUAAUGCGCGUGCAUGUCUGCGCGGAAUGGUUGAUGACGCUGCGAAGAGGGGAUACGGCGAGUACCGCACCCAUCUUGCCUUUAUGGAUCAGAUUGCGGGAACGUAUAACUGGAAUGACGGCGCAUUACUCAAAUUCAACGAGAAGAUCAAGGAUUGUCUGGAUCCCAAUGGGAUCAUGGCUCCAGGUAAAUCGGGAAUCUGGCCCGCGCGGUAUCGUGGACGGGGGUGGGAGAUGAAUGCACAGGACGAGUCCUCUGAAGGAAAUGGGGUGAAUCCGAGUCCUGGGACGAUGAGGCUGUAA